UAACUUCACUCUGUUGGCAAUAGUUUUCUUCAAUUGACACUUAUAACUUUAUGUUAUUGUAUGUUCUCAUUUAUUCUAGUUUAAAAACACUACCUUCGUUAUUUAUAAAAUUAAGUAUGUCGGAAAAACCAAAAAUGGAUUUGGGAGUUUUAGAAGAAGAUGAUGAAUUCGAGGAAUUUCCCGUAGAAGAUUGGUCUGGAAAAGAAAAAGAUGAUAAAGAUAUUAGUGUAUGGGAAGAUAAUUGGGAAGACGAUAACGUUGAAGAUGAUUUUAACAAACAAUUGAGAGCUCAACUCGAAAAACAAAAAAGUAAACCACCAUCUAAAUAAAUAAAAGUGAAAAGUAUAUUAAUAUGAAAUUGUAUUUUUAAUUUUGUGAUUAAAACAUUUGAAAAUUU
This is a messenger RNA of Diorhabda carinulata, 397 nucleotides long. It is a transcript of the gene Sem1, whose product is annotated as 26S proteasome complex subunit SEM1. Bases 51 to 329 code for a protein of 92 amino acids. The record is from RefSeq and is a predicted model, not a curated record. Lineage: Eukaryota; Metazoa; Arthropoda; Insecta; Coleoptera; Chrysomelidae. The transcript is spliced from 3 exons. Gene Ontology annotation, biological process: proteasome assembly; mRNA export from nucleus; double-strand break repair via homologous recombination. Gene Ontology annotation, cellular component: proteasome regulatory particle, lid subcomplex; proteasome complex.